Molecule: messenger RNA, 6603 nt
Organism: Eimeria tenella
Lineage: Eukaryota; Apicomplexa; Conoidasida; Eucoccidiorida; Eimeriidae
Exons: 9
Coding region: 1-6603 (2200 amino acids)
Source: RefSeq, a predicted model, not a curated record
AUGCCGUUUGCUGCAGCAGCCGCUGCGCCGCCACCCAAAGAGCAGCCAGCAGCGCCUGGGCUGCCCCACGGGGGCCCCGAAGAGGCCCCUGGUAGCAGCGGGGGCCCCCUGGGGGCUCUUUUGGGGCCCCUUUUGGGGCCCCUGGAGCCGCUGGGGGCCCCCCGGGGGGGCCUCCCAGGGGGGCCCCCCGGGGGGCCCCCCGUGCUGCUGUCUCCUUCUUCAAGUUCAGCUAAAGAAAAUGAAGACAGCCAAAGAGCAGCAGAAGAAGACGGAGCAGCAGCAAAGCAGCAGCAGCAGCAGCAGCAGCGGAAGCGGUUUGUGCCUGCGGGGCCCCCGGGGCUUGGGGGCCCCCCGCCGACGCCGCUGCCUUUUGCUGCAGCAGCAGCAGCAGCUGCUGCUGCUGCUGCUGCAGCGAAAGGCAGCGGGCUGGCAGCAAACAGCAGCAGCAAAAGCGGAUUCGAAAGGGCCCGAGAGCUUCUUGCUGCUUCUGGGGCUGUCCAGAAGCUUAAAGAAAUCGCCAGCAGCAAAAUGUACUUCAACCCUUUACACAAAAGUCCGCAGCCCGCAGCAGCAGCUGCAGCAGCAGCAGCAGCAGGAGAGGGAGCAGCAGCAGCAGCAGCAGAGGAAGCGGCGGCAGCAGCGGCGGAAGCUGCAGCGGCUUCUUCUGUCCCGGAGGCUGCAGCGGCAGCCGUAGCGGCGCCGCCGCCAGCCGCAGAUGCAGCAGCAGAAGCAGCAGAAGCAGCAGCAGCAGAAGCAGCAGCAGCAGCAGCAGCAGGGCCGGGUGGAGUGUCUGUACACUGGAGCGAAGAAGGCCUCGCCUCCAAAAGCCCCGAAAGCCGAACAACUCGUCGGCAUUCAUUUUUGCCUUCGACUUUUUCUUCUCCGUUGCUGCUGCUGUCGCCGCGGGCCUCAGCAGCAGACGCAGCAGCAGCAGCAGCAGCAGCAGACCGGCCCUCGCCCCUCAGCAGCAGCAGCCAGCGCAACCUCCUGAGCACGCCCUCUGAGGCAGCAGCAAAUCCAGAGGCCACUUUUGCUGCCAGAUGGGCGGCGGAGAAUGCAGCGGCAGCAGCGCCAGCAGCAGCAGCAGCAGCAGACGAAGCGGCAGCAGCAGCAGCAGCAGCAGCAGCAGCGCAGAACGCACCAGCAGCUGCAGCAGAUCGCGCACCUGAAGCAGCGUCGCCGCGAGACGCAGCUGUCGAACCUGAAGGGGAGGCGCAAGGCGCAGCAGCAGCAGCAACCCCUGCUGCUGCUGCUGCUGCUGCAGCAAGGAGCAGUGAGGCGCCGCGAGUAAGAGAGGCUCCCAGCCAAAGGGAAGGGACACAUGGCAAGCGCCGCCGCACAGGUGCUGCUGCCUCCUCUUCUGCUGCUGCUGCUGCUGCUCGCCGCUUUUGGCUCAGCUCUCAGCAGCAGCAGCCGCAGCAGCAGCAGCCGCAGCAGCAGCAGCAGCAGCAGCAAACGAAACGCCCGGGAAGGCCACCCACGGCAAGCUCGUCACUACACUGGACGCGAGCGCAGCCUUCUGCUGCUGCUGCUGCUGCUGCUGCUGUCGGUACACCUGGAGAGGGUGACCUGCAGAAGCCGGCAGCAGCAGGAACCCCAGCAGCAGCAGCAGCAGCAGCAACGCCAGCGGAGGCAACAGAAGAGCGUGGAGGCGCUGCUGCUGCGCCCACGCCUGCUCCGGAAAGCGCAGCAGCGCAGCCAAAAGCCACCAGAGCCACCAGCAGCAACAGCAACAGCAGCAGCAGCAGCAGCACUCCCCUGGGACUGGCCAGCAGCAGCAGCAGCAGCAGCUUCGACCUGCGGGCCCUCAGGAAGCAGUGCUACGGGGGCGAGGGGGGCCCUUUGCUGCUGCAGUCUGUGGCUGCUUCUGGGGGCCGCAGGAGCGCGAGACACCGCCGUAGCAGGAGUCCUUUGCCUGCUGCUGCUGCUGCUGCUGCUGCUUCGCCUGCUGCUGCUGCUGCUGAAGCUGCUGCAGCGCGGGCUGCGCAGAAGGCAGCAGGGACGCCGGGAGAAGAUCAGCAGCAGCAGCAGCAGCAGCAGCUGUCACCACGCUCGCGCGCCCACCAGCAGCUGUCUCCCCUGCUGCUGCACGGGCAACUGCUGCAGCAGCAGCAGGAGAUCCGCUCGCCACUGUUCCUCUACGAGCAGCUGCAGCAGCAGCAGCAGCAGCAGCAUGACGAGCAGCAAACAACGGAAGGCGAGGAGAUAUCCAGUGCUGCUGCUGCAGAAGAAACUGAGGGGGAGCCCGAGGCUUUGCUUGCUAACGCCAGCAGCAGCUUCCCAACACCUGCUGCUGCUGCUGCGGCACCUGCUGCUGCAGCAUCACCUGCAGCUGCUGCUGCUGCACCUUCUGCUGCAGCGCCUGCUGCUGCAGCACCUGCUACUGCUACUAUGACUGCCCGGGCCCUACGUGAUGCAGCAGGAGGGGAAUCCAGGCGAAUGCGUGCGAGUUCACAGAGCAUCAGCAGCAGCAGCAGCAGCAGCAGCAGCGUCUCCAGAAGCAGAGUGAUCAGAGCCUUUGCUGCUGAGCAGCAGCGGCUGCAGCAGCAGCAGCAGCAACGGCGGCGGCGGGCAUCUGAGAGGCCUGAAGAGGUCCCGAAGCGGCCUCGGGGGACUCCCCAAGCUGCUGCAGGCACAGCAGCAACAGCAGCAGCAGCAACAGCAACGCCAGCUGCAGCAACAACAACACCAGCAGCAGCAACAGCAACACCAGCAGCAACAACAGCAACACAAGCAGGAGCAACAGCAACACCCGCAGCAGCAACAGCAUCUCCAGCAGCAGCAACAGCAUCACCCGAACCAGCAACAGCAACACCAGCAGCAGCAACAGCAACUCCAGCCGCAACUGAAGCAACGCCAGCAGCAGCUGCGGCAACACCAGCACCAGCACCAGCUGCACCAGCAGCAGCUGGAGCAACACCAGCAGCAGCUGAAGCAACACCAGCAGCUGCAGCAGCAACACCAGCAGCUGCAGCAGCAACGCCAGCAGCUGCAGCAGCAGAGCUGGCGGGAGUCCGCUUGCGCCCCGCUGAAGCGGCGCGAGAAGCGGCGACAACAGCAACAGCUGCAGCACCUGCAGCAGCUGCUGCUGCUGCAGCAACGCCAGCAGCAGCAGCAGCAGCAGCAGCAGCAGCAGCCCUUCCCGUGCUGCUGCUGCCUGCUGCUGCUUCGCGCGAGUCCUCGUGUGAAGUCCCCAGAGCGCCGCCAGCUUCUCCGUGCAGCAGAGGGCAGACCCCGCCUCGCAGGUCUUCUGCUGAGCAGCAGCAGCAGCAGCAGCAGCAGCAGCAGCAGCACGAGCAGCAGCACAGGCAGCAGGAAGAGCGGCCCAAAUGGCAGCAGUCAGAAGAGGCGGCGCUGCUGGCUGCUGCAACAGCGGUAGAGCAACCCCAGCAGUUGCAGCAGCAGCAGCGGCAGCAGCAGCAGCAGCGGCAGCAGCAGCAGCAGCAGCAGCAGGAGCAAAGGUCUACGAGAGAGCUCCGGCGGCAGCCUGAGCAGCGGGAGCGGGCUGCAGCUCAGACAGCGCCGGAGGGUCAGCAGCAACAGCAGCAGCAACAACAGCAGCAGCAGCAGCGCGUCAUGCUGCAGCAAGCAGCAGCAGCAAACAGGCUGCCGCCCCUGGGGGAGCCCAGGGGCCCAGAAAGGGCCCUUUUGGUUUCUCCUAGAAAAGGCUCAAGACGCAGCGACGCGGGGGCUGUGCCGCUGCCGCAGCUAGCAGCAGCACAGCAGCAGCAGCAGCAGCAGCAGCAGCAGGGCGCUGCAGCCAGCCAAGGGCCCGAAGCAAACCUGGGGGCCCCACAGCCAGCUCUGCCCCUAGAAAGGCCCUCGCGGCUGCUGUCGCCCAGCAGUGGAGAAGCAGCAAUGGGGUUGCAGCUGCCGCUGCUGGGGCAGCAGUCUCCUAGCAGCAGCAGCAGCAGCAGCAACAGCAGCAGCAGCAGCGGCGGCGACGGCGGCGGCAGCAGGAGUAGGAGCAGAGCAGCUGUUGGCACCACCCCGGCCACCGCAAGCGCAGGCAGCAGCCGCAACAGCAGCAGCAACAGCCGCAACAGCCGCAACAGCAGCAACAGCAGCACCAGUGGCAGCAGCAGCAGCAGCAGCAGCUCGGCCACGAAGGAUAUUACCGUCAACGCGGCGAGGCCGCAAGCCGCAGCUGCAGCUGUCAAUUUGGUGCUGCAAGCACAGCGCCGGCAGCAGCAGCAGCAAGACCAACUGCAGCAGCAGCAGCAAGCGCAGCAAAAGCGGCAGCAAGAGCAGCAGCAGCAACAAGAGCAAAGGGAGCAGCGGCGGCAAGAGCAGCAAACACAGCAGCAGCAGCGGCAAGAACGGGAGCAGCAGCAGCAGCAGCAAGAGCACGAGCAGCAGCAGCUGGAGCACGAGCGGCAGCAGCAGCAAGAGAAGCAGCAGCAGCAAGAACAGCAGCAGCAGCAGGAAUCUCUUCUAGAUGUAGGGGCCCCCUCUGGGAGGCCUUCUUCAACAAGUCCCCUCAUACCGCAGCUCCGUCUUAGCCGCAGCAGCAGGGCCCCCCCUCCAGGAGACUUCUCUUUUGCUGCUGCAGCUGCAGCAGCAGACCCGCAGCAGCAGCAGCAGCAGCAGCUGAGCGAUGACCCCACAGUGUCUUCGUCAAUCUCCGUUCCGCAGAUGAGCCGCAGCCCUCAGGCAGAGACACCAGAGGGGCCCCAAACAGGGCACAGCAGGGGGGCCCCCCAGGGGCCCCCAGAGGGGGCCCUCCAGGGGCCCCCAGGGGGGCCCCCAGGGGGGCCCCCAGAGGGGCCCCCAAGUAGGAGGCAGUCUGAGGGUUUAGGGUCUUCUCCUUCUACGCAGUGGAGUGCCUCGCUGUCGUCUCCCAGCAGCCCCAGUUUUUUGUUGCAGCAGCAGCUGCAGCAGGAGCAGCAGCUGCAGCAGCAGCAGCAACAGCAGCGGCGGCCGCAGCAGGCGUUUCAACGGGGCCGCUCUCCCGAGAUCAGGUCCCACAAGAGGCCCCGCCGCAGCUCUCCGCCCGUCAGCCGCAGCAGCAGCAGCAGCAACAGCAGCAGCAGCAGCAGCAGCAGCUUGCAGCCUGGCUUUGCAGCAGCUUUGGCCCGCAGCGGACGCCGCGCGGCCUCUGCAGGAUUUCGUUUGCUGCUGUCGACUGCAGGGUCUCAGGCGCGGCGUUUGUCUUUGGGGGCGUUGCGAGUUGCUGCUGCUGCUGCUGCUGCAGCAGCAGCAGCUGCUGCCUCCAUGCUGCUGGUUGCUGCGGGGCCCCUAAACCCUAAAUUAGUGUUUGCACUCUCCAAGGCCCUGCCGCCCGCCUUCACCAAACUGCCCAACUUUGCGGCGCAGGAGCUGGGGGCCUUUGAAGUGCGGCGAAGAAACCCCUGCAGCAAAAUCUCGAGGCGGCUUCUCGCGGGCAGGCCCUCUGCUGCGGAGGCACAGGAGGCGCUGCAGGAAGUCGCUGCUGCUGAGCAGGAGGGCGAAGUGGGGAGUGUGGAUUGGUCCAUUGUGCAGCUGGCCGCCCCAACCAUUAUCUACGGCCUUGACAUCCUCACAGCACAAGAGGAGGGGCCCCCAGACCUUGGGGGCCCCCAGGGGGCCCCUGGGGGCCCCCGGGGGGCCCCCAUGGGGCCCCCCUUUUUCGUUGAGGGUUUGCGGGCGAAGCCCGCAGUAGAUGGAAGUCUGGAUUUGAUAGAAUCUGACACACCGGGCUGGGUGACGGUGCUGGGCUGCGGCGAAAACCUGCGGGCGCACCACAACUACUUUUCUGUGGACAGUGGGGGUUUGGCUUUGACUCAUUUGCGGCUAGGAGUGCGGAGUCCCGCAUUUGCUGCUGCUGCUGCUGCUGCUGCUGCUGUGUCUCCUGUUUCCUCUUCUCGGGGUCAAGGAGCAGCAGCUGCUGCUGCUGCGCCUUCCGCCUGCCUCCGCACGGCAGUGCUGCGUCUUCGGGUGUACGGACAGGUGGCUGUGGGGCCCCCAGGGCAGCUGCAGCAGCAGCAGCAGCAGCAGCAGCUGGUGCUGCUGCAGCAGCAGCCAGAAUGGCAGCAGCAGGGACUUCCCGUCCAGCUGCAAGAAGUGACAAGUUUGCUGCAGGGUGCUGCUGUGAUCUCGGGGCCCUCUUCAGGUGUAUGGACACCUCAAAACCGGCAGCAGCUGCUCAUUAAUAAAAGCAGAAGCAGAAGCAGCAGCAGCAGCAGCAGGCAGCGGCGCCGCCGCAGCCGCAGCAGCAGCAGCAGCAAGGACCCCACAGGGGCCCCAGAGGAAACAGCAACUUGGCUGCUGCUGCUGAGCGGAAGUUCUGUUUUAAAAGAAGCUGAAGUGAAGCGCUUUGCUGCUGAGGCGGAGGACGGGGCAGAGCCUGCUGCCUUUGAAAUCCAAGCUGCCCGGGCCCCUGACGAGGUGCUGCGGCUGCCGCUCAGUGAACAGAUCAAAAGAAGCCAAGAGCUGCAGGACCUCGACUGGCAGCUUUUGGGCCGCUUCACUUUUUCCGAAGGCCAGAACGAGCUUGCCUUGCCUAUGUUUGCUGCUGCUGACGGGAUGCAGCAGCAGCAGCAGCAGCAGGGCAAGCAGCUCGGUGCUGCAGCAGCGGCUGCUGCAGCGCGGCAGCAGCAGCAGCAGCAGCAGUUCGCCCUUUAA